GUUUGCUAUUUUGCACCGAUCUUUUAAUGUUUGGAACAGGCUUAUUGUUGACAAUCACAAUGUUAGCAAAAAGUGUUCGAUAAAAUAUGAAGAGAGCGUUUUUAAAACUGAGACUUCAACCAGAUUGACUAAUGAAGUGAUCAGUGAUCAUCUCAUUUAUGGUGAUGCUUAGGUUUGAUGACGUCAAAUUCAAUUAGAAAAGUUUAGAAAACUUAAUUGAAAAGCUUACACAUAGAAUCACGUGACUGUCCCCUUUGAAAUAGAGGCGCGUCAAAAUGGCGACCGAAGAUUCAAUAGCGAGUAAGAAUAAUGUUUUACAAAUAUGGACAAUAAUUUAAGUAUAAUCUUAUUGUUUAGCUUCUAAUUAUAACUUUGAACGAUGGCUAUCUUUUAAUUUUUGUUAGUUAUCAUGAGGAAUAAAAUAAGUCGAAUGUUCAAAAUAUUUAAAUUUAUUGGACCAAGCCGCCAAAGCCGAACUAAUUUAAAUUUGAACAAUCUACCUUAAAAUGUGGCAUUUAUGUUUUCUAGUAAAAUUUUAAAAUCAUGAAUAUUCUUUCAUUUAAGUUUUAAGCUUUAAAAGGGUUAGUUCAAGCAGUUGAAAUAGUAGACUAAGUUUAACUUAGUGUAAGUUUAAGUAGGUAGGAAAACUUCAAAAAGGCCACCUACCUGCACUUUCAUCACCAGGACCAGCACAUCAAUUAUGACUAUCAUUAGUCAUUAGUCAUGUAAGGGUCAGGGUUGACUAAAAACUAGAUUUCAAAUACGACAUCAAAACAUAUUAUAAAUUCAUAAAUGACAAUCAUAUGACAUAGAUGGCAUAGGCAUAUAUUCAAGGUUUAGAAUAGAUUAAUUAGCAUAGGCAUGUGUCUAAAAGUUUAAAAGGUAAAAGUAAAAUUACUAGUACUAGCCUGCUGGUUGUAAUUAAUUAAUUGGAGCAAAGUAUUCAAAGCAACACAAAAACAAAAAAUAAUAACUUAACCUAAUACAAAAAUAAGCCUAGAGUAGAGUGCCUAAUCCUAUACUUAACCAAAUAGAAUUUUAAAAUAUUUAUAAAUAAAGAUAACUUGAAACUUGCACUUAUUUUAAUGCACUUGGAUGGUAAAUUUGAUUUAUUUAAUUAAAAAUUUGCUUCAAAAUUAACUAUUAGACUAUAGUACCCCUACGCUGCUUUCAAUUGUAUUUUUAUGUAUUAUUGUCAGCAUUAGGCCUAUUUGUUUUUGUCACCUUUAUUGCCUUGAAUUUGGGCUUAAAAUUUUUGUGUAGGCCUGAGUCUAAUUAAUUUGUUAAUUCAUCUUGUUAAUAUUUAUAAUAUCAAAAAAUUGUUCUUUUGGUAAAUUUUGUAAUAUUUAUUAUUACAUCAAGGUUCAGCACAAGCUCUAGUCAGUUUAAAAGAGGGUAAGUGAUAGUCAUUUCAUAGUCAUUGUUUUAUCUUGAUUAGCCAUGGCUACAACAAUGGCAUGGGUUGUUAGUACAUGACCAGAGCAAAUAUAUAUUUCUAAGAGGCUACAGACUACAGUCUAGUUAAUUUAUUCAUCUAAAAUAUUUCCAGAACUUAUCAUAGAAAGCAGGCAUAGACAAACUCAUUAUUUUGUAUCAUUAUUUCCUUCCAGGAUUAGGCUCUCCUCAAAGAUCAGGCCACUAUGUAAGUUCAUUUUUAAUGACCAAAAAAAUUGAAAAAUAAGUUUUAUUUUAUAGUGACAUUCAUGUCUUUCAACGUUAAUUUAUUUAACUUAAGUCAUCUUGAAGUGUCCAUAAAAUAUGUUUUAUCAUUUUUUUUGUUCCUAAAAACUGUUAAGUCGCCUUAGUAAAAAGAAUGUAGUAUCAUAUUUCUAGUUGUAAUGUUAUAAGUUUGACAUAACCUUCAUGUUUGUCUAGACUCUCGCUCUAACUUUUAACUUUAGAAACAAAUAGUUUGUUAAUUUCUUCACCAUACACAUGUGUUCUGAUGAUUAUGAUGAAAAUUGAAGUUAAAAUUUCAAUAAAUUCAAAAAUCAUCAUAUUUUAGGUUUAAAUAGAAUUAUUAGAAAUUAUCGAAACUAACUUUUUAUUUUAUUUUAUAGGUAACUAAAAUGUCAAAAUUUUGAAUGCCUUAGCUAAUUUUGUUAAAUGUUGACUAACCUUGUAUUAAAAAUAUCAUGGCACAUCUUUACUUUUAGUGUGCUAAAUAUUUUAUCAGUUAUUGUUGAAUUGCUUGACUUCUUGUGUUUACAAUCCCAAAUAGACAUGCGUCAGAAGUUACAAAUGUGUCAAUAAUAGCAAAGUUUUUGAUAUUUGUGAUGGAGAAAUAAAUUUUAAAAGUCAUACCUUUAAAUAUAUAACAUAAUUUUUCUGCCUUUCUAACAACUUAAAUUGUUAAUUUACUCCUUCAUUCAGCCAGCUCGGAUAAGAAAAAAGAAUGCUAGGUUCUUUAAUGAUGAUGAAGAGACAGAUUACCAGGUCACAAGGACACCUAAACGUCGGGUUAUUCAAGCUCCUGUAGUAAGUAGACACAAUUAAGCUCAGUUCAGUAUAUGUCAGUUUAUUUUUAUAUAUGUUAAAGAGGCAAACUUUCCAAGAGAUCGUCGCAUUAAAAUAUGGUUGACAAAUAAUUAUGAGACCAUGUACACUGGCAAUGAUACCAGGUACACUGGUAAUGAGACCAGGUACACUGCCAAUGAGACCAGGUACACUGGCAAUGAGACCAGGUACACUGGCAAUGAGACCAGGUACACUGGCAAUGAGACCAGGUACACUGGCAAUGAGACCAGGUACACUGGCAAUGAGACCAGGUACACUGGCACUAUUGGAACCCUGAAUUAAUCCAAGGCAUAAUUGCUUUUUCAUCUUGUUGAAAUAAAUGUGGUAUGUCUUUUAUGUUUGAUUUGAGCAUUUUGAUUCAUUUCCACUUUCAAUUAAAAGUAAAUUACACAACUCUUAUCCUCAAUAAAUCAUGGUUUCUUUCAGCUUCUUCCUGUACAAGAGUAUGUACCGAUCCCUGUGGGGCUUGAUAAAAGAGCUGCCCAGGCAACUGGCAUGCGAUUGCGGAACUUGCUUAAGCUCCCCAAAGCACACAAAUGGGUUUGCUAUGAGUGGUUUUACUCAAACAUUGAUGCGUAAGUGUGAACAUUUCAGUUACAAUCUUCCUUUGCUAACUUUUAGGAAACUAGUAAUUAAUGUUGAGUUUGUUGUAAUCACAGAUAUAUGAUGCCGAACUGUGCUUUAUGUAGUCUGAUAUAUUAUUGGCUUUGAAAAUUUCUACAUUUCACCAUUGUUAAAUAAAGACUGAGUUUUUAAAAGGUCAAUUUUAUCAAGUUUUAAAGUUAUGAUAGUUAGAAAUUACAGACUUCAACAUAAAAGAGUUGUCCUAAUUGAAUAAAUGUUUGUUUUAAAAAAAAAGUACAAGUAUCUCUCCGUUUGUUUCGUUGGAUAAUAGAUAAAAACAGUCAGCUUUUUCAAAGCUUUGAAUUUAAAAUAAAAUUAACUAAAGCAUUAAGAGUGCUAACUUGGUUUUUAAAAUAUUUUCCUCAGGCCCUUGUUUCUAGGAGAAAAUGAUUUUUGCAUAUGUUUGCGUGAAUCUUUCCCCCAACUUAAAUGUAAAAAGCUGAGACGCGUGGAGUGGAAUAAAAUCAGGAGGCUGAUGGGUAAGCCUAGGAGGUAAGAGAACAAGAAAACCAUCCAUAUUUAGUACUUGUAUAAAAUGCUUCCAUUUAAACUUGAGUACUCACCAUUAUUAGGACAUGUCGUUGACGGGAACAUCAUAUCACUUCUACUUAAGCUACCCUUCUGUUUAUGAUUGAUAUUUUGAUAAUUUUUAUGGCCUCAAGACUUAGAUAUGAGUGUGUUUAGAAAAGUUUUAAGUUUAAAAAUUCAAAGGUUUUUCACUCAAGCAAGGCUUUACUUGUAUUUUGUCUUGGAUUAUUUUUGGGUUCCAAUAAUGCCAUUGUAGCUGGUCUCAUAAUUAUUGUCAAUUACGAAGAAAGAAUAUAAAAAUGUUAAAUUUUAUUAUCAUGUUAAUUGAUAACAAGAAAUAUAUUCAGAGUCUUCCUGGGGUGUUGGUAAAUCUCAGGUAAAGAAAUCAUAUUUCAAGAUUAAAAUUUGUUAACACCUGUACAUUAUAUAUUUCAACGAUGUAGACUCCAUAAUAAAAGAAUGUUGUUUUUUUUGUUUGUUUUUUUUUUUUUUAAAGGUGUUCACCAGCUUUCUUGGCAGAGGAGCGGGCCGUUUUGGAAGAGAGAAGGGACAAAAUCAGGCAGCUGCAGCAAAGAAAGAUGUUAGAGUUUAGUUCCAUUAAAGAGUUACCUGAUGAAAUACCCUUACAUUUAGUCAUAGGCACAAAAGUUACAGGUAAUAAUAAUAAUAAUAAAGUUUAUUUGAAAAUCACGCUUCAUCCCCAAAAGGCUUGAAGGGCACUAAAUCAUAUCGAUGGAUUUACAGACUGAGAUUGAGACAACACCUUUGUCAGUGAACUUUGAAAGAGAAUACACUCAAUGUGACAGGUACCCCUUCCUCGAUGAAGACACCAGAAGAAAUACGCAUUAUCUCAAGUCAUGGCAAAGCUCCAAGUGUAGACUCCAUCCCAGCUGAAUCCUACAAAGGAGGUGCUGCAGUUCUGCAAGGCCUCACCAUCUGUUCUAAACAAUGUGGUAGCAAUUGACGUUCCUGCAGGAUUUCAGGGAUACCGCUAUCGUUCCCUGUGCUCAGGUGUUCUUAAAUCUAAUCUUUCUAUGCAGCUGAUGAGAUCUCGCAGAACUGGGUGAUGUGGUCCUAUUUCUUUAUCCGCGAUACACUGGUUGAUUGUUAUGAGUUAAAAGUUUAGCUACUAAACAAUAUCCAACUAUCCAGGAAUAACAAAUUUGAGAGAAACAUUCCAAAAUGAGAAAAUGUGGAGAAGUACUGUUGUCUUUUAGCAAGACACUGCUGAAAACAAAGUUGUUUGACUAGAUUUAUAUAGGAAAUUUGGUUUACAAAAUUUAGAAUACAGCUAGAUUUGCAUCUAUCUCACAAACUGAUUAUCAUAUCUAUCUGAUUCACCAUCCCUCCAUCAGCAGUUAACUGGUGUAUACCAGAUUCUUAUUGUUCAGAAUUUUGUUUCUGUUGCGAUGGCAUAAACUUGAAAGUGACAGACUUUAAACUAAUUAUAAAAAUCAUGAUUAAGUAUCUUAUUUAAUUCAUGGGUUAAGCCAUAUAUUUCUGUCUUUUUCAGCUCGUCUACGCAAACCACAAGAUGGACUGUUCACUGGUACGAUUGCUGCCUUGGACACAGCUGACAAUUCUUACAGAGUGACUUUUGACAGACCAGGUCUUGGGACACAUUCUAUACCUGACUAUGAAGUUUGGGUAGGUUCGACAUCAAAUAAAAACAUAUUGGGUUUUAAAGAGUGAAAUUCAUCAGCCUUCAGUGACUCACAUGUCCAAGCAUAUAACUGAUAUGUAAUGUCUAUUUGAUAACUUUGUUAUGAUAUUUGAAGAAAAAUAAAAUGAACAUUGGUAGAGAAGCUUUUAUAUUUAUAGUUUGUUAAAAAAAAUUAUUAUUUUUACUGAAAUAAGUUUUUAUUGUAAAGGCAAUUGCAGUUGAAAACAUCAAGAUCGUAUUUAAAGUUACAGUAGCAUCUGUAAUAUUUUCGUGCAUACUGUUCACUGGCUUCUUAGAUGCUACUUUUAACAUUGCCACAAUCCGCAUCAUCAUUUUAAUUAUCUUCAUUAAGGAAUUUUUUCUCAUUUUGGCUCAUUUCUUUGUCCUUUGCUUUGAUUGCCAGAGUGAGGAACCACCGGACACAAUAUCCAUCACAUCCUUUCAGGAGAAACCCAAACGCCAGUCAAUUAAGCCAAGCUUCCACAACGCUCCGCCAAAAUUUAUACCCGGCUAUGUUUCACCCAAUAAUUCAUCUUUUGUAAGUUUAGCUUUUAACGGCCUGCGCUGCAGUUACUGUAAGUUGUCCCUCUAUCUUUGAUGACAUUAAAAAAAAAUUUUGAAGAUCUUUUACUUAUCUGUAAAAUAAUCACAGUUAAUAGCGUUCAUUCUUUUGCUUGAGUCUUAAGUUGUAUUUUUCCUCUUCUCCUCUAGCAAACUGGUGGUGAUGUCUCUAUUAGGCCUGUAGUAAGUGAACUUUUAUUAAUAAGUGAAUUUAUUAAUACUUGAAUUUAUAAUAGUUUUUUUUUUUUAGCUGGCUGUUGAUCAAAUUGAGUAUUACUUUUCUUAAUAAUUCUUAUGCAGAUAUUACAUUUAAGAAUAAAAAAGUAUAUUUGAAAACUCAUGUUUUGAACCCAAUAUUAAAAAUAAGAAUGUAUCAAUAAGUAUUCAUUCAGUUUAAUUCGGGGAGAUAUCUAACCUGGUAUUAUUUUUGUUUAAAGAAAACCCCCAAUUUCUGUGAUUUGAAUGACUAAAUAAACAAAAUGGGUACAUUCGUGAAUAAGUCUAGUGAUUUUAAUCAUAAACUUCAUUUUAAAACUCUUUUGACUAAUUCAUGGGGCAGGGCUAAUGUUGGUAGAAGUUUUUUCAUUGAAUGCGGGGCAAUGUCGAACGACCGGUAUCGCAAGUGCACCUGCUGUUAGCAUAAUGUCAACCCAGAUACCGAGUACAGACACACACACACACACACACAGAUGGAGAUUUUGAUACAGGCAUCUGGUAUGAUAUGCCUGGAGUCAAUCAUACACUAGCAAUAAUUUAGUCUAAAGUGCAACCAUUUCUGGCAGAAUUAUAAAAAUCACAGAAUUUAAAAGCCCCCAAUUUUACCCUCGACAUAUCAAGUCCUGGCAUAUUUCAUCAUUUUUGGUAAAAAUAAUUGCCCUUGACUUAUAGACGAGUAUGUACAGUAAUUGAUUUACAGCAUCCUUAUUUUUAAAAGAAAAUUUUAACUUGAGUAGCUCAUGUUGAGAAUUGUACUAUUGUUAUGUUUGUAACUCUUUUGUUGUGUAGUUCGCUCCACCCGAGGGGAUGGAAGCACAAUCACCGUUUAAAGGGAAGCUAGUGAGCUUGGAGGGAGGUACUUACGGUGGCUUCCCCAUCAAAUUUCUGGUCCUAGUGGUAAGUUGUCUUAGAUUCAACCUGUUGUCAUGGAGCCAAACCACCUGUUUCAUUCAUUCAAAAUGUCCGAUUUAGUGAUGCUUAGAAUGUGAUAAGAUUGAGUGACAGAGUGCACUAGCAAAAAAAUGGUUUUAUAAUAAGUAAUCUGUUUCUUAAUUAUUUAACUGCAUUUUAUGAUAAAUAUAUGCAUGUUAAAUAAUUAAUUUCAUAACAACAUCAAUGAUUUAUCUUGGACCUUAAAUGCGUGCACCCCCACCCUUUUCAAAAUCUAACCUACAAUGUUUAAAACAUAUUGAAUAAUUGGACUGGACUGAAAUACAACCUUAGAAAUUUUGUAUUAUAAUUAUACGUUUUCAUGAAAAUCGUAAUACUUUUGUGUGUGUAAAACUUAACAUACCCACAUGGAGUAAAAUUAUGGAAAUAAACAAAAUAAAAAAUGCUGUGUGCAAAACAUAACACAAACUUGUACACUUGAAAACAUAGAUUUAUGUUGUUUAAAAAAAAAAAAUUAUAUUAAAUCUUUACUGUCUAGACACGAUUAUCCAAAAUUCUUCAAGUGAAGAAAGAUUGGAUCAAGCAGCUGAGUGACAUGAACAGCACGGCUGAGAAAAAGGUAAACAUGCUAUUGUUAAUAUUAGUUCGUUUUAAGGAAUUUUUAAAAAGUGUGAACCAUUAAAUAAAAAUAUAUGCAAAUUUGUAAAACAAUAUGAUUCACAUUACCAAGACAAAAUUUAAUUUUUUUUUCAUCUAUUAUUCAAAAUAAAUAUUCAUAUACCGGUAACUACAAAUGCUUGAUUCUUAUGAAGUAAUGCUUUUUAACAUGCUGAUAGGCCAGAAGCAUGGAUUGAUAAAUAUUUCAUUGUAAAUGGUUACACCUUUGAUGUCCAGUGAGGAAGAAAUAAAAUAAUUAUUUGCAACUUGAUCUAUGAAUUCAGUCUGAAGUCUCUUCACUCGUGUUAGACAAGUCAUUAAAAUAAUUUUUUAAAAGUCCAUCUCUAGUAAACAUUGAUUGUUUAGUGGAUAGGAAAAUUAAGUGUUGAGAAGAAUGCUAUACAUGUAUCAACUAUCAUUGACUGAAUUAAUUUUUCCCCCCAGAGUUCCUUCCAGGAGUCAAUAUCGCUAGAAUUUCAAAAAACAUAUGCAGGAAUUGUUUUGGAGCUGGAGAAGCUGAACAAAGAUCUGAAUGAUUACCUCAACGGUGUCCAGACAUAUUGUCUUGAUGUAAGAUGGCAUGCUUUUGUGUCGCUACUGGCACAUUCACUCUAGCCAUAAAGUGUAGCUUUUAUUACUGUCGUGAAAGUGCGUCACUUUUCUAUGAUUUUAUUGAAAACAAGAUAAAAAAAACCUGUCUUUUUAUAAUCUUGUGUGGGAAAGCAAAACAAUUAUAACAGUUUUAUUCAGUGUGGCUAAUUUUAAAAAAUCAAUCUGAUUUUUGUCCAGAUUUCCCCUGAGGUUGGUGUGACCCCCGCAGAGCCACCAUCAGAAAUUAGACGAAAAUGUGACGAAGAGGCAGAAGAAACAGUUACAAGAAUUUGUCGUGUGAGUCCAGAAUUUGAUGCACCAAAAGUUUUUAUAACAAGAGAUUAGUUACUAUUUUCUUAGAGAUCUUUAUUGGUUAAUUUUUGUGGAUAACUAAGUACGGCAAACACAAUGUUUGUUAUUAUUGGUGAUCUGUUUGGAAUGGAAAAAUGUUAUUACUUAUGACAGGUUUGAAUAAAAUGGUUUCCCUAAUGAACUCUGUUUGACCCCUUCAACAGGGAAUGCUUCAGAAUCGCAGGACGGCUAAUAAUGAAAGAAUUCUCAAGCUAGUUUCUGAUCUCACUUCAAUAAUGCUUCAAAUAAGGGUAGGUGUACGUAGACCUGCACAAUUUAAUUGAAGUUUAUCAUUGUGAAGUUCUUAGAGUUAAUUUAAUAUUUAACUGUAUCUCACAGAAGUGUUUUUAAUAAUGCUUUUAUCAUUUUUAAGUAAAGUUGCAUUGGUGCCAUGCUGAGUUUAGGAGAGACAUCUUUGUUUUAAAAAUCUAUUGGGACAGGAAUGUGAUUUUUGCAGUGUUUAAUUUACACAAUUGUGUUUCUUUUAACCAGACAUUCUCAGAAAAUGAAAACAGUUCAUUUGAAUUUGGUUCACUUCAAGAGAGUUUACAUGAUAUAAAAGGGAGACUAGAUGCAAAUAACAUCAAGUAAGUAACCUGAUUGGUCUACCUUAAAAGCUUGUUUAAAAUUCAUCACUGACAUUUUCUCCAGGUAAACUCAUACUAUUUGGAUGUAUUAUAUUUAAGGAUGUUAAAGUAAAGGAUGAUUUCAUUUCUGGUUAUCUGUUUCAAAAAUGAAUAUUGAAAAAAAAAACAAAGCACUUUACAAUAUCAGUACUACAUCACUUACUUACCAAAACAGUUGCAUAACUCAUCAUUUCCAUAAAGCUCAUCUUUUAUAUCUAUUACCUAUAGCUCAUCUAUUAUGUAACCCUUGUUUUACAUGUGGCUCAUCUUUUACAUCUUUUUAGUGUAGCUCAUCAUUUGCAUAAGUCAUCUUUUACGCAAAACUCACCUUUUAUGAUAACUCAUCUUUUAGAUAUAGGUUAUCUUUUAUGAUAACUCAUCUUUUAGAUAUAGGUUAUCUUUUAUGCAUAACUCAUCUUUGAGAUAUAGUUUAUCUUUUAUGCAUAACUCAUCUUUGAGAUAUAGUUUAUCUUUUAUGCAUAGCUCAUCUUUUAGAUAUAGGUAAUCUUUUAUGCAUAGCUCAUCUUUUACCAAACACAUCUUUCAGUGUGUAAAAUUGUUCCUUAUAAUUUUAAUAAUUGUUUUUUUAAAUGAUUGGCCAAAAAAAAUGCAGGAAAAUUGAUACAUGUUUCAACAAUGAACAAAAUCUUACAAUUUUUUAAAUUUCAUAUUGUCAAAGAUCGGUUGGAAUCCCAAGAUUACUAAAAUGGCUGGUUACUCCAAUCCCCCCCCUCCCCCCAAUUUAUAGACAAAUGUCACUCAAGUGUCACAUAGGUGACAAGAGUGGUAUCAUUUCAACAAAUCUUUGCCUUUUUAUAAUUUUAAGAGAGUUCUCAAGAUUUUAAUUUUUUCAUUCUGCAUAUGACAACAAUUGUGUUUGUUUUUUUAAAAGUAAUUUUCUAUUUUAAUUUAUUUCCAGUGUCUUCCAGAAUAAUGUAGAGAUCCACAUCAACCACAUCCAGAGUGGAUUAAGUCAGAUGGGAAACCUCCAUGCCUUUGCAGCGUCCAGUCGGACAAAAUUAUAGCAGCUUUGAAAAUAAAACUUGAACUUGUAAUUUUUUGUAAAUGAAAUAUGAACAAUAAAUAUAAAUAAACUUGUUCAUCAUUCUUAUUAAAUGUUUUAUUGAAAUAAAUUGUAGAUAGAUAUCAAGUUAG
This is a messenger RNA of Lymnaea stagnalis (great pond snail), 10380 nucleotides long. NCBI's taxonomy places the organism in Eukaryota, Metazoa, Mollusca, Gastropoda, Lymnaeidae. The record is from the annotation of a GenBank genome assembly.